UCUUUUCUUUUUUUCUUUUUCUCACGGAACAGAGGACUUGCAUCCUCCUCCUUCCUCUUACUUUAAUGGGGGACCUUGCUCCCCUUAUUCUCGGCACCAAGGAGAUCCUCCUCCCAGCCGGCAACACUUGCGGCGGGAGGAGCAAGCCACGGCGGUGACCAACGGCCCAAGUCCGGCGACUGGCGACGGCAACCGGUGGCGGAAACUCAAGAAAGACGCAUCAACAAAACAGGAAAAAUUUUUGAGGCUAAUUUAUUCAAGAAAUUCCGGCGAUUGCCGGCCGGAAUCGAUGAUUUAAUGGCUUAUAACGGCAGAGGGGAAGAUCAGCGAAGGAUUCAAAGGCUAUUUACCUAAUUUUCGUUGAGAUUUGGCCCAAACUUCCGGCGAACACAGUGACGAUAUGGAGCACAUCACACGAACAUGUCCGACUCCGACAGCGAAACGGCACAGGUGCCGUCGGAACCGGAUUCGGAUUCGGAAACACCUCCGGAGAAUUCGAAAGCUGCACAAUGGUUCCGUGAAGAAGAAGACUUUACCAUUUAUGGUGUGCCACCUGAAAUCUUUGAACGCGACAGAAAAGCCUACCAGCCGAAAGCCGUCUGCAUCGGCCCCUUUUUCCGCGAAUGGAGACAUCGGGGACAUCUAGAAGUCAUGCAACAAUACAAGUGGGAAUGCACGAAACGAUUAAUGCCCAAAAAAGAAACGCGUGAAAAGUGCCUGACGGAGAUGAAGGAGCUGGAGGCAAGCGUUCGGCAAAAAUAUUCGGAAAAGUUCCCAAAAAUAAUUUCCGAUGACUUCGCACGGAUGCUGAUGCUGGACGGCUGCUUCCUCCUCCAUCUCCUGCGAAGGUAUGCCCCAGGUCCUGAGGAACCCAAAUCCGGUCAUAAGGAAGCAAAGCUAUUGGUCGGCAGAAUGCAGAUCUGGGAGUUGGUGAGGUAUGAUCUGCUGUUGCUUCAAAAUCAGAUCCCAUUCUGCGUCAUCCAGAGAUUACACGAGUUCCUUUACCCCGACGACAGCAAUACCAAUCUUGUGGACUGUGCAAUCAAUUUCUUCAGUUCUCUUCGUCCCUGCAGAAAACUGAAACAAUCUAGAUUCUAUAUCCAGGUGAAAGAUGUUCAUCAUUUGCUCCAUUUGAUUUACUCAUCCCUUCUCCCAUGCCCAAAAUAUGGCACGUCAUCCUCCGGGCCAAAAUCAUCACGACGGUGGAUCCCUAGCGCGACGGAGCUCCAAUUGGCUGGAAUGAAUUUUAAGAGGAGGGAGAGCGCAAAUGGCUUCCUGAGCUUCUUGGACGUCAAGUUCUCUGAUGGAGUGAUGGAAAUCCCCAAAAUAAAGGUACAUGAUUACAGUACCACCUUUUUUCGAAACCUUAUUGCCUGGGAACAGUGUUUCCCACGCACGGAAUGCCACGUAACAGCUUAUGCUUUCUUCAUGAACUUCCUGAUCAACACCGAGAAGGAUAUGAGGUUGCUACAUCUGAAGGAAAUUCUCAUCGACUUGACGACCGUUGACAAAGAUAAAGGUGCAACGCAUUUUUUCAGCCGCCUUUGCAAUGAAGUUGGCAACAACAAGAACUAUCUUGGAAAAUUAUUUAGUGAUGUGAUGGACUAUCAUGAUACCCCGUUGAACAAGUGGCGCGCAGAACUUAACGAAAAAUAUUUCAAAAGUCCAUUGACGAUCAUUUCAUUGACUGCCGGUGCUAUAGCCCUUCCUCUCAGUGUUGCGUCGAACAUUAAAAAUAUCUUCUUUUAAUUCUGCAAGGAUGCUUCAGCAUCAAUGUUUAAGUUGUUCCUCUGUGUUUUAUCUUGGAAUCAGCAUUAUGGUGUGAUGCAGCGUGUGUCAAAGCUUUGUAAUCUUCGAUUCCAUCUAUCAAGAAUUUUUGCUUCUACUUUUCAUUAUUUCAAUAAAUUGGGUGAGCAACCCAUGCCUAUUUCUCAAAAGAAA
This is a messenger RNA of Elaeis guineensis (African oil palm), 1941 nucleotides long. RefSeq names its product UPF0481 protein At3g47200-like. Lineage: Eukaryota; Viridiplantae; Streptophyta; Magnoliopsida; Arecales; Arecaceae. The record is from RefSeq and is a predicted model, not a curated record.